AUGGAAAUUUACAAUCGAGAAUAUUUUAUGCACAGUAGAUUUUUUUUAAAAUUGUUCGGUCUGUGGCCCUUUCAAAGCGGGAAAUUCAAUAAAAUUCAUCAAAUAAUGAUGAUGUUGCCACUUGGCACGCUUUUCAUACCUCAUUGCGCAAAAGCUUAUGAAACACGACACGAUUUUCACAUCUUUUUCGUGUGCAUCAUUAGCUUAUUAUUUUUUAUGCAUUACAUUACCAAAUUCUUGUACUUGUCAUUGACAGAAAAACAGUUUCAACGUAUGCUGAAAAAAAUAGACAAUGACUUCUCGCUCUUUAGUGAUCGAAGUCUUCAAAUCAUCCACGAUUAUUCGAACAGUGCUCAAAAAUUCAACAUGUUCUACUCGAUAUACCUGAUUUCGUCGGUAAUAACUUUCAAUUUAGGCGUUUUCAUGCCCAGAGCACUGGAUCUGAUCAUGCCCCUCAACGAGUCACGGCCGCUGCAUCCAAUCCGCGCUCUACGCUACUACAUAGACGCUUUGGACGACAGUUUUUACUUCGUUCUGUUUCACGGCAUGUUCUUCGAUAUGGUGUCGAUCGUCGUGAUCGUCGGCUUCGACACUCUACUAAUCAAUUGUGCUCAGCACGCGUGUGCCCUUUUCAAGAUCGCUUCGAUGGAAAUUCGCGAUUGUACCGAAGAGAUCAAUCAAAGCAACGAGAGGGUUAAUUUGCUGACCCAGCGCUCGAUGCAGAAAAAUAUUUAUCACCGAAAAAUUGUGAAAGCUGCGAUUAUUCACAAACACGCUUUGGAGUUUUUCGAUGUUCUCGAGUCUACGUAUUCUUUGUUGAAUUUUUUCAUUAUAGGAAUUUCUUUGAGCACGGUAACUUUAGCGGAAUUUGCUGUGAACGCGACAGACGUGAUGAUGCGAUUUGCGUUGCUGGUGGCUGGACAAUUUUUAAAUAUAUUGUAUCAAAAUUAUCCCGGACAACUGAUCAAAGACCACAGCUUGGAAGUGCAUGCUAUAUGUUGCGAAUGCCAAUGGUACAAGGACGACGUGCCCGACGAAUCAAAAAAGUUGCUCGUCAUGAUAAUGCUAAAAAGUGCCAAGCCUAGCUGCUUGACUGCUGGUGGAUACUUCGUACUAGAUUUGCAAAACUAUCUACAAAUUAUGAAAGCAUCUCUUUCAUACUUUGCCUUUUUGAGAUCCGUCAAUUGAAAUUCACGAAGCUGUAGAUUCAAAAAUUCAUCCAGUCAAACGUAGUAAAUACUGAU
Messenger RNA from Trichogramma pretiosum, 1244 nucleotides. RefSeq names its product odorant receptor 67c-like. Gene Ontology annotation, molecular function: olfactory receptor activity; odorant binding. The record is from RefSeq and is a predicted model, not a curated record. Gene Ontology annotation, biological process: sensory perception of smell; detection of chemical stimulus involved in sensory perception of smell. The transcript is spliced from 8 exons. Gene Ontology annotation, cellular component: plasma membrane. The coding region runs from base 1 to 1188 and encodes 395 amino acids. NCBI's taxonomy places the organism in Eukaryota, Metazoa, Arthropoda, Insecta, Hymenoptera, Trichogrammatidae.